AUGGCUGACGAGCAGAAAUGCUCGGCAGAUUUUGAUCAAGAGAACAACUUCCAAACGCCAAAUGACGAUAUGUCAGAACCUGUCGAUGAUCGCACAAAACGCAUGGUGGCUGAGCUUCAGAAGCACUGGAUUACCGAAUAUCACAAUUCUCGUGAAAGAGCGCUUGUCGAGUUGACAGAAAAGCUCCACCAAGAAUUCCUGUCGGAUCAGCAAAAUAUUCGUUCUGAACUGCUUCAACAGUUCAAGGAUGAACUCGAACACACGAGAACUGAUUUGGAGUCGAAAUAUCGAGACCAAUUGAAGAGCGAGAACGCGAAAUUGACAGAGAAGCACCGUCGAGAGAUGAGCGAAGCAAAGAAGAAACAGUGGUGUUGUCAGUGUGAGAAUGAGGCAAUCUACCAUUGCUGCUGGAACACCGCCUACUGCAGUGUUGAAUGUCAACAGACUCACUGGCAAUCCCAUCGUAAAUUGUGCCGUCGCAAGAAGACCACCGCUGCAACCAACGCCCAAACUUCCACAACCACCGCUACCUAA
Caenorhabditis remanei is the source of this 534-nucleotide messenger RNA. RefSeq lists its product as uncharacterized. The transcript is spliced from 3 exons. NCBI's taxonomy places the organism in Eukaryota, Metazoa, Nematoda, Chromadorea, Rhabditida, Rhabditidae. Gene Ontology annotation, biological process: regulation of transcription elongation by RNA polymerase II. Bases 1 to 534 code for a protein of 177 amino acids. Gene Ontology annotation, molecular function: transcription corepressor activity. The record is from RefSeq and is a predicted model, not a curated record.